Melopsittacus undulatus (budgerigar) is the source of this 887-nucleotide messenger RNA. Its product is annotated as keratin-associated protein 21-1-like. The coding region runs from base 109 to 468 and encodes 119 amino acids. The record is from RefSeq and is a predicted model, not a curated record. The transcript is spliced from 2 exons. NCBI's taxonomy places the organism in Eukaryota, Metazoa, Chordata, Aves, Psittaciformes, Psittaculidae.
CCAGGCGGGCAAAGAGACAGUAUAAAAAGGGCUCAGAGCUCUAGGCUCCUCAUCAGCUCUCUUGCCUUCCUCCUCCUGGUGAACUCGGUUUGCCUCCAUCGCAGAAAGAUGACUUUCUUCCAAUACCAAUGUGAGGAUGACUGCUAUUCUCCCUGCAAUUAUGGGAGCCUAUACAGCUACCGCAGCUACGACUGUGGGAGUCCCUGUGGCUACCGGGGCUAUGGUGGCCUCUACGGCUACAGGGGCCUCUAUGGCUCUGGGGACCGGUACGGCUGUGGUGGUCUCUACGGUUACCGGGGCAUUUAUGGCACUGGGGACUGCUAUGGCUCUGGAGGUCUGUAUGGCGGCUAUAGGGGCUACUAUGGCAUUGGAGACUGCUACAGCUACCCAGGCUUCUAUUCUGGCCGCUAUGGCUACCCCUCCUUUGGUUCACGAUAUGGCCUGAGAUACGGCUAUGGGAGCUGCUAAACCCAGCCAGAACAUCCCUGAAGUGAAGAUCAACUCAGGCCCAGCAAGCACGAACUGAUGGUGAAUCUUGACAGCAGUGAUCACUGGUGUGCAGAGCCCUGGUGACAGCAGCCACCCACCCUUCAUGGAGGCUUUGAGUGUUCUGUUCUGCUGUUGAAGUGCUUGUGAUAAUUUAUCUUCUGCUCUGUGUGUGCUUGCUCUCUUGCCACCCAAACCCUCCUCUUGAUCAAAUGCUUCCUUCUGCAGUUCUUUGUGAACUGCUUUUCAUGUUUGUUGCCAUGAUGUACGCAAAACCUUAAUGCUGAUUGAAUGGAAUCAGCAGGGUGUAAUGUGUCUUCGGGAAUGCGGUCUUUCAGUUCUGUAUGCCUUUGAAAAUCUGUCUGCUUUUCACUCACAUUAAAAAUUAUGCUGCAUCAAUA